Molecule: messenger RNA, 1273 nt
Organism: Drosophila obscura
Lineage: Eukaryota; Metazoa; Arthropoda; Insecta; Diptera; Drosophilidae
Product: loricrin
Exons: 2
Coding region: 62-1225 (387 amino acids)
Source: RefSeq, a predicted model, not a curated record
CGUAGCCCAGCAGCCGGCGAGCUACAAUCCCAAUCCUUGGCAACUUUCGACAUCAGGAGAAAUGGCAGCUUGUUUUAUUCUGAGCGCGCUCUUGCUGGCCAGUCCGGCGGUGUGGGGCAAGCCCUCGUUUGGACGGGAGCACGUCCACAUUCGCAUCCACCUGCCCGAGAGUGGCGGAGAUCAUGGUGAUCAUCACGGAGGCGGUGGCGGCGGCGGAGGAGGCUAUGAGAUUCACUCCCAUGACGGUGGCCAUGGAGGCGGUGGCGGCGGAGGAGGAGGCUAUGAGAUUCACUCCCAUGACAGUGGCCAUGGAGGCCAUGGAGGCGGUGGCGGCGGAGCCCACGUCAGUACCUAUGCCAUAAUCACCGAGAACCACGGAGGAUCUGGUGGCUACAGCUCUGGUGGACACAGUUCCGGAGGCUAUAGCUCAGGAGGUGGCUACAGCGCUGGAGGACAUGGCUCUGGCGGACACGAUGAUGCUCAGAUUGCGGCCAUCGCAGCUGCUGCUGGCUCAUCCUCCCACGGCUCGUCGGGUGGUGGCGGAUACAGCUCAGGUGGACACAGUUCCGGAGGCUAUAGCUCAGGAGGUGGCUACAGCUCAGGAGGACAUGGCUCUGGCGGACACGAUGACGCUCAGAUUGCAGCCAUCGCAGCUGCUGCUGGCUCAUCCUCCCACGGCUCUUCGGGUGGUGGCGGAUACAGCAGCGGAGGAUACAGCUCGGGAGGCUAUAGCUCAGGAGGUGGCUACAGCUCUGGCGGACACGACUCUGGCCAUGGCAUCGCCAACAUUGCGGCGAUUGCAGCCAGCUCUGAUACCUCCUCUCACGGCUCUUCGGGUGGUGGCGGAUACAGCAGCGGGGGAUACAGUUCCGGAGGCUAUAGCUCAGGAGGUGGCUACAGUUCCGGCGGACACGAUGAUGCCCAGGUUGUGGCCAUUACAUCCGGCGCGGGCUCUGGCGCUGGAGGAUACAAUAGCGGAGGCUACAGCUCGGGAGGCUAUAGCUCAGGAGGAGGCGGCUACAGUUCCGGCGGACACGGCUCUGGGGGCUACAGCUCCGGCGGAGGAAGCAGCUACGAUAGCCAGGUGGUGACUGCUGCUGUCGCUUCCAGCGGAGGAUAUGGCGGUGGCUCUCAUGGCGGAGCCUCCUCCGGCGGUGGAGACGGUUACAAUUACUCGCCCCCAGCCGUCGGUGGCUGGUCGGGAUCGGCCUCCAACUGGUCUUAGGCUCCGUUCCCCAGCAUUGGCCGUCCGGCCAUCUAGUCUAUUGCUCAU